Pectinophora gossypiella (pink bollworm) is the source of this 4317-nucleotide messenger RNA. Its product is annotated as probable G-protein coupled receptor Mth-like 3. Gene Ontology annotation, molecular function: transmembrane signaling receptor activity. Gene Ontology annotation, cellular component: membrane. The record is from RefSeq and is a predicted model, not a curated record. The transcript is spliced from 9 exons. Lineage: Eukaryota; Metazoa; Arthropoda; Insecta; Lepidoptera; Gelechiidae. Bases 243 to 2426 code for a protein of 727 amino acids. Gene Ontology annotation, biological process: cell surface receptor signaling pathway.
GUUGGAGGACGCGCGGGGAGUUGGUUGCCGGCGGUUUGUUUCAAGGACGCAGCAGCCUCCGCGAGUGAUCGCCGCCGGCGUCCGUCCGGCCGGCCGCACUUCGCCCGCCGCCGCCGCGCUCGCCGCCGGGGCUCUAAGCCCGCCGCUCUCCUCAGUAUAAACAAUGCCUCGGCUGCUGAUCGACACUCGCCACCUGUUGUGAAUGUGAGCUCUGAGAAAUACCAAAAAUUUCCGCCGACACCAUGUGGCUCUUAACUUUGUUGUGCGUCUUUAUCGGUGUCGUGACAACUGUGAGUGCAAGUAACGAUAACGAUACGGUGGGUUUUCGAAAGUGCUGCCCAAAAAACAAAAGUCUUGUAAAAGUGUCAAUAACCGAUACGGCCGGACAUGAAUUUGAUUGUGUUGACAGUGAGAGUGCUGUAGAAAAGUACAAUAUUACAAAAUUUUCUCGUUUAAUAACUUCUGAAGAUGUAGCCAUUCAUCAUGGGAUGCCUGCGAACUGUAGUGAAUUACAGAUGAUGCUCACAAACGAAUCCGAACUGGAGUUUAAGGCUGAAGACAGCAUUUGUUACGACAAGAUAAUCGCUGAAGUUUUUAACGGAACUAUUCAAAACAUUCCAAAAGUUAUAGCAUUAGCAUGUAAUGAACCUGAAAAUCAAACAAAAUCGAUGUUUGAAUUAAAUCAUAUUCGUAAAUGUUGUCCGGAAGGAAAAGCUUACGAUGUCGAGCAUCAUAAAUGCCGGGAUAUAUUGCAGAAAAAUACUGUUGAAGGGCUGUUAAGAUGGUUGAAUGUGAAGCGGAACUCUGUAUACGAUGUGGACAUUGGUUUGAGGUGUAAGCGCGAGGAGUUUGCCGUGGAGUUGGUCGAGGGGAAGUUCUCGUUUGGUGUGGAUGGGAGUGUGUUGGAUGUGGCUGGGAAGGGGCGGGUGCCGUCGGAGGAGUGGUGCGUAGAUCGCGACUACGCUGGACCCAUGCUGGUGGCGCGCGUAUGCACCGACGACUGCGCCAAUUACGACGCCUACUGCCUCAAGAAGUGCUGUCCUAUAGGCUACCAUUUUAAGGCGUUUUCUUGCACUUCCUUCCGGAGCGCCUGUGUGCCUGAUGAUGACAGCAUAUUAUUUGACACGUCUUCAUACCUCGACGACCUGAAGAACGAUUACGAUGACAUCGCAGAUGUAGUAGGCUUGGGCAUUGGCAUUAAAUGUCCGGCGGGCAAGUACGGGUUGAACAAGUCCUUGGAGAUCGACAAUCACUGGCUGACAAGAGACGGCAAAUUGAUGGGCAAGCAGUUCGAACAGAACCUGUUCUGCUUCGAGACCUUCGACUGGCGCGACUGUCCGCAGAAUAACAUCGAGGUGACUGCUGUCGGCUGCUUCAUCCCCAACGUUACCAGGAACUUCAAGUUUUCCGCCGUGGCAAACACCCUGUCAGCGGUGUUCCUACUCAUCACAGUGAUGGUGUACUGCUGCUUACCGGAGCUGCACAACCUGCAUGGCCGCACGGUCAUAUGUCACGCCGGCACCAUGCUGGUGGCGUACUCUUGUCUCGCCAGGGUACAGUUUGAUAAGGUCGGCGAACCUGCACUCUGCAAAUUCUUAGGGUAUGGGAUCUACUUCGGCUUCGUGGCGGCGUUCUUCUGGCUCAACGUCAUGUGCUUCGACAUCUGGUGGACAUUUGGGUCUGUCCGUACGGUGCAGUCGAUGCGCAAAGCCAGCGCCGAGCGUCGUCGGUUUGCGUGGUACUCGUUGUAUGCGUGGGGCAUGACGCUGCUGCUGACCCUCAUCAUGUUCCUGCUGGACUGGCACCACGUCUCCGAUCUGCUGGACGCCAACAUCGGCAGGGAUCAUUGCUGGUUCAGCAGCGUUCAAAACCAGCACACGGACUGGCCGCACUACAUCUUCUUCGUGGUGCCGAUGGGUAUUCUGACAAGUGUGAACUUGAUCCUGUGGGUGCUGACGGCGCGGCACUGUGCACGAGUCAAGUCGGAGGUGCACCGUCUGCAGGCCGGCUCCGUGGGCGACCGGGCCAAGUCACGCUUCCGCAUCGACCGAGCUAAGUACUUAUUAACCGGCAAGUUAUGGGUAGUGAUGGGAGCAGGAUGGAUUUCUGAACUGAUAUCGACACUGUUCAGCGAGCCCCAGUGGCUGUGGUCGGUGGUCGAUCUUAUCAAUGAGCUUCAAGGAGUCUUCAUAUUCCUCCUCCUCGUGUUCAAGCCAAAGGUUUACUUCCUCAUCAAGAAGAGACUCGGUUGCACAAGACCAACAAUAGACACAAGGUUGGUGAAGCCGGACGCGCAGAACAAUGGUGUGUCCUCGGGGCGUACCUCCUCUACCUUCCUCUCUCGAACCAUCAGCAGCGACGAGCGAGCCACACUUCGGGUCUCGCUUCCCAAUAACGACAUCAAAAACGAAGUCAAACGCGCUUGAUCUUGCUUCUACAGUUAUAUUUAACACGUUCACUGGAAAUCAGAUAACGAUCCCUCACGUGCACAUUGGAAACACAUUGGAAUUCAGGCACAUAGACAUUACACACUAUGACAGGAAAAAACAAUCUGAAAAGCCUCCCGUCACAUUUUCCUAUUUUCCCUAGUGCCCCACAUAUGGGUCUUGCACGUAUGAGUUUCAAAUUUAUUUCCUCAUAUGUGGUUCAUAUAUAGUGAACGUGUUAACAUUGCCUGUCAACAAUAACCAAGUGUAAUCAAUGAAAUAAUUAUUUAUACUUAUCAGUCCUUUUGUUACACUAAAUGAGUUACGUUUUGAUAAAUAAUGUACAUACUAUUAGAAAUCACACUUACUUACAGCUUAUGAUUGUGCAUGAUAACCAAUUAAGACUAUAUUUAAACAUUCAAUUGUGAGAAAUUCACGUUUAAAAAUAUGUAUGUACUUAAGUCACGAUAACGCAUAUUAAUAGUUAAACACUUUUAUAUCGGCAUCGGUUUACCGCAUUUAUUAACUGUGCUUAAUUUAAAAAAAUAUUAGAAAGAAUAGGCAUCUCAUAAGCUUUUGGCACUCGUAUAAAGUCAUCUAGUCAUAGGAUAAGUAUCGUAUUGAGAACAAAUUAUUAAUAUCGCUUUUGAAAAUAAGCUUUAAUUAUCUGUUUUGACAAUAUUUUGUAUUUUAAUUUUCUAUGCUAGAAAUAGUUCACCAUAAUUUGUAAAUAUAGGUAUUUAGUCUAUCGUACAAAUUAUAAUUACUUACUUGGGUAUUUACGAUUUAUUUUACUUCAAUAACGCAUCUCGUUAUUUACUCGGUCCACUGACCCAGACAAGCGAUUAAACUCAAUUUCGUUAAAAGUUAAAUGAAAAAUGUCUAAAGUGUCAACAAACAGUACUAACUGCAUUAAAUAAAAUUGAUUAAAAAUUAUAUUGUAUUCCACCUAUAAUAAUACGAUAAAUAUUAAAACAAAUUAAUAGCAUGUUAUGUUUACGUUAUUAAAACAAAUUAGUGAUAAAAGUAUUAUAAAAAUGUUUAACCAUUCCAGGUAGCACCUUGUUUUACGUAUAUGAUUUUUUAAGUAGUUAUGGUACAUAAUCUUAGUUUUUAGGUUGUUGAUAUAAUCUUAAUUUAAAAAAAAGUACAAUGUGAAGGCGUGUAAAGAUUAUAAUUUGAUUAGUUAAUUAUUUUCAAACACCAAUGUUAUCGCAUUUUGAAUAUCUUAUGACUUCUACCUGUUUGCUUACCCCGGUGGGAAAUAUGCGUUAGAGAUUAUGUGUGUACUAGCUUAUGUAUGAAUGUAAAGUUUUUAACGAAAUUUUCACCUCCGGUUUUAGGGAAAUGGGGGGUUAAAAAGAGACAAAAGGUGACCUAUCUCACUUUCUAUCCCUUCAACUAUCUCUACUUAUAAAAUCACGUUAAUUCGUCCCUCCGUUUUGCUGUGAAAGACGGACAAAGAUACAGACAGACACACAUACACUUUCCCAUUUAUAAUAUUAGUAUGGAUGUAUGACUUAUACCUUAAGCUUGACACUGUAGUAAGCCACAUAUAUCCUGGAUCAUAUAUUCAUUUUUAGCUUUAUAAAUCUAUGGUAAGAGAGUAUAUUCGAAGACGUUAUAUUUCUUACAAAAUACUGAGAUUAAGUCACUUUUGGAAGUACUUACAUAAUAUGUAUAUCUUGAUUUUGUAUUCAGCGACGUGAAAAGAUUAAUUAAACUCACUGCAUUUACUUUCAUGGACUAUUGAGCACAAAACGUGAUGAAUUCAUUUAAAUGUAUUAGUGUAUUUCUGCGUAUGAAAAACACUGCCUCACAAUUUGUAUUCUUUAGCAAUAAGUAACGCUGGAUUGUUCCAGGACAAUAUGAAUUACAUAGUUACAUUUUA